AUGGACCAGCGGCGGCUGUCCAGUGUCUCCCUGAGGGACGCAGCGCGAUCGUCAUCGUCUGGCCGAUACAAGCCCCUCACAACAAGCAAUGGCAAUGAGCCGCUUGUGAAGCUUUCACAGACUCCUCACUCGCCUCUGCCACACUCCUCGGCGCGAACGCUCUCCCAUUCCUACCGACCCCGCGAUCAAACACCGCACCAUGACCCAACUGCCUAUCGCUCUCCUAUUCCCCGAAGAACUACAAGCAUAGCGUCUUUAAAAGACGACAGGCGCCUGUCGACUCCGUCAUUGCAAAAACGGCUCUCUAUCACCUCGCUACGCUCCGUACGAAACUGCAGUUCUCCGUGCCCUGGCGCGUCCAGGAGGUCCUCCAUAAACAUGGCAGCAAUACCCAGAUCGCCCUCCGCCAUGUCAGAGAGCAUUUCACCGUCGCCGCCGCAUACCGCUUUGUCAAUCGCAGCAGAUCACUUUGCGAGAGAACUCGCCCUCCAUCAAUCCACGAAUUUGCACUCGCAGACCGUUGUGCUUCUUCAUGAUUCAUGCUUUGGCCACCGUUAUGCGCGACCAAGAACUUCCAAGGCUGGCUUGGAAUCUAUCGUUGAACGUCCAGAACGUUUACACGCGGGCAUAUUGGGGGUAGCUGCAGCAUAUGUUCGGAUGGGGAAGAGAUGGGGAGACAAUCCUUUCGCGCCGCAUCCUGAUUCUGAUGUGCACUCCAUACCAACUCCUCCGUUCCAAAUUCGUAAAACGACGCGCUCGGUGUCACUAAACUCUGCAGCUGCCACGCAUAUCCACGGAACCAAAUGGAUGGGAGAGCUGACAGCGAUGUGUGAGGCAGCCGAAUCGCGAUUGGCGAUGAAUGGCAAAGAGCUUGUUCGCCCAAGCAGCUCCGCAAGUAAUGCCUCAAGUUCAACAGCGAAGUUGCAUGAGGGUGAUCUCUACCUUUGUCCAGAGUCGCAAGCUGCGUUCGAGGGUGCAUUGGGGGGCGUCUGCGAAGCUAUUGAUGCCGUCUUUGCGCCCGACGCGACCCGGCGCGCAUUUGUGUGUAUUCGGCCUCCAGGGCACCAUUGUUCUUCGAACUACCCGUCUGGAUUUUGCUGGAUCAAUAACGUACAUAUUGGCAUAAUGCAUGCGGCCAUGACCCACGGCCUAACACAUGCUGCGAUAAUCGACUUUGACCUACACCAUGGUGAUGGAUCCCAGACUAUUACGUGGGAACAAAACGAAAGAGCUGCAUCAGCAUCCAAAAAUGCCGCCUCGUUCAAAAAAACUAAGAUUGGCUAUUUUAGUCUACACGAUAUCAACUCAUAUCCAUGCGAAGAUGGGGACCCGGUUAAGGUCAUAAAUGCCAGCGCUUGCAUUGAGGAUGCUCAUGGUCAGUCUAUCUGGAAUGUGCAUCUCGAACCGUGGCAAGAUAUGGAUGAGUUUUGGAAGUUGUACAACACGAAAUACAUAAUUCUUUUGGAGAAGGCAAGGCGCUUUCUACGUUCCCAUUCCGAGUAUUUAAGUAGUCUUUCGCCCUCUAUACAACCGAAAACCGCAAUUUUUAUUUCUGCGGGCUUUGAUGCUAGUGAAUGGGAAGGGGCUGGAAUGCAGAGACACAAAGUUAACGUCCCCACAGAUUUCUACGCUAGAUUUACUGCCGAUAUUGUCAAGCUUGCUGAGGAGGAAGGUCUGAAUGUUGAUGGGAGGAUAGUCAGUGUUCUUGAAGGAGGAUACAGUGACAGAGCCCUUACCAGCGGCAUUUUUAGCCAUAUUUCCGCCCUCUCGGAUACGAGAGGCCCCGAGAGAAAAGAUAGUCCUAGUGGACUUGCUGCUGGGCUUAGCCGUCUUAUGCUAAGCGAUGAAAAUGCUGAUACUGUUAGCGAGAAGGCCGGUAACGCCACAAGGUUCGACUCCGCGUGGUGGAGUGUUCCCUUUUUGGAAGAGUUAGAAGCCAUUUCUCAACGCCCGCCCCCUCCGCAGAUCCGCAAACCCCGUGAGAAAGGUCAACCCAGCUUUUUGGCCCAUACACAAGCAUCAGCUGCAAAAGCCCUCACUCCAAUUCGGGAUCGAGUUUCAUCUCUUCCCCACCACCUAUUUUUGGAUGACCCCUCGGUUCCUGAGGUUGAUUGGGCUCUUGCUGCGGUUGAAUUGUGGAAAGCCAUGAUACCAACCGACAGACAAACAUUUAGUUUCAAGCAUACUGAACUGAAAGUCGAGAACCCUCGGACUAAACGGGAGAGACAUUCAACCACAGGGUCUGACCUUGAAAGUGUGUCUGAGCGCAGCCAUAUGCAGCUUCGAGAAAGAAAGCCAAAAAUCGCAGCUCUUCAAGAAGAAGCACGAAAUACAAGGCCUGCUUCUAGGUCUACUCGUCGGACAACUAUUGCGUCAUCUAAGGAUUUGCCUGACUGCCCUGAUUCUAAAACGUCAAUUCAUAUACCCGAAGCGGUUAAUCCGUUAGAAAGGGUACCAAGCUUAGCUUUAAGCGUAGUUUCUGCAGUUACUUCAACACCGAAGAGUACUCCUCCUCGUAAAGCUCGUGAACCAUCGGUGCGUCCAGCAAGCAAGGCACCGGUUCAGCCACCAAGACUUGGUACCUCUAGUGGCUUAACGGUUCAAAAACAAAGGGCAAUCAGUUCGACAAGAGUGACCGGUGGUGGUCGAUCCAGCGACAAAAUCCCCUGUCCACCAGCUCUUGACAACAGUACUUUAAUUUCUCCGAUGGCAACGUCGAAUACGGCGACUCUUCCUGAUGAUAUUGAGAAAAUCUUGCGUGGCGUGAAAAAGAUUAACCUCAAAGCUCCAAGCCCAGAGGUGCAUGCUGCUCUGGAAGCCGCCAGGCUUACUAAAGAACGCAAAAAGGUGGUAACGAAACCUCAGAAGAAGCCAGCAGCUAAAACAGCAAGGCAACCCGCACCAAGGCCUACCUCGAGAGUUCCCCUACCCCCAACUUCUUUGCAGCCUCCAGAAGUGACUUUGAAACCCGAUAUUCCCGAUGCGUGCAUGGUUCCCCUUCCUGCUGAAUCAAACUCGGCUUCGCCAGCGAAAACCCCAAUCACAGAUGUUCAUUCUACCGCUAAAAGCCUCGAGCACCAUCAACUUGUCGAGCAAGAGUCUUAUUUCUCCCCGCCUCUUACUCCAACAUCGCCAAUCGCCCAUAGACAAAUAACAACCCAAUCUGCUGCCCCAACAGCGUACACAAGAGAGAACCUCCCUAUUUUCACAUCAACUUCGGCUAUUCCAUUUGCUCCUUCUGCCAAAGAUCAGGAUAAGUCUGCUUCGUAA
Ophidiomyces ophidiicola is the source of this 3270-nucleotide messenger RNA. RefSeq names its product histone deacetylase (gene HOS3). The record is from RefSeq and is a predicted model, not a curated record. The transcript has a single exon. Gene Ontology annotation, cellular component: nucleus. NCBI's taxonomy places the organism in Eukaryota, Fungi, Ascomycota, Eurotiomycetes, Onygenales, Onygenaceae. Bases 1 to 3270 code for a protein of 1089 amino acids. Gene Ontology annotation, molecular function: histone deacetylase activity.